UAAACAAUAAACCAUAAAAACAUUUUUACGCUUAUUAUCAAUAUAAUAUUCAGUGGUGUUAGAAUAAUAUCUUCCAGUACUUAGUAUUCGCUAAUCACUAUGACAAAUCACAAUAUCAUAAUUGUUCACCGCCAUUUAGUAUUUACUAUUUACAAAAUGCUAAUAGUCAAUUGAUUUCAAUAACCUGCGAUCUAUAUUCAUAUCGCAUUGACGCAUCUAUCUAGUAUCUAUUACUUCGCCUUUGGGCGUUAUGGACAAAACGUGUGCGACCUCUAAUGUAAAUAAUCAUAAUUGUGUCAUUAUUACGCUCAGAAAUUGUUCGUGAGUACAUCUACAUUUCUGAAAGCUUAUUAAGUAUCGUAUCAAAUAUUAUAACAUUGCUGGUAAAAAAUACACCCAGUUGUAAUUAUUAUUCACAAAAUGGAUAAUACUAAAAGCAAAUGUGUUUUGUUAACUGGUGGUGCAGGGUAUGUUGGUAGCCAUACUAUUAUACCUUUAAUUGAAUCCGGGUAUGAGGUGGUGGUCUUAGAUAAUUUGUCAAAUGCAUGUAAAGGAAGUGAAGGACAAAAUCCAGUACCCAUAUCUCAAGUUGAAAAAUUAGUUGGUAAGCCUGUCACAUUCUAUAACGUUGAUCUCUUGGACUACGAUUCUCUCUCCAAAGUAUUUGAUAAGCAUAAUUUCUGUUGUGUUAUUCAUUUUGCUGGAUUAAAAGCUGUCGGUGAAUCAUGUAUCAUUCCUUUGACUUAUUAUCGAGUCAAUGUCUCAGGAUCAAUCAAUUUAUUUCAAGUUAUGAAAGAACACAAUAUAAAGAAGCUUGUAUUUUCCUCCUCAUCUACAGUAUAUGGUGAACCACAAUUUUUACCAAUAACUGAAUCGCAUCCAGUUGGCCAAAAUUUACUCAAUGGAUAUGCUAAAUCAAAAUAUUAUAUUGAAGGCAUAAUACAAGACUUAUGCAAUUCUGAUAAAGAAUGGUUUGUGAUUAUUUUACGAUAUUUCAAUCCAGUUGGAGCUCAUCCUUCUGGAAUUUUGGGAGAAGAUCCUACCGGAAUUCCUAACAAUUUAAUGCCAUAUGUUGCUCAGGUUGCUGUUGGAAAUCGACCAUGCAUUAAUGUUUUUGGGAAUGAUUAUAAUACUGUUGAUGGAACAGGAGUAAGAGACUACCUUCACAUCAUGGAUCUGGCCGAAGGUCAUGUUAGUGCAUUACAGAAGUUACAAAAUUCAGAUGAAAAUGGAGCUAUAGCUAUAAAUUUAGGCACAGGAAAUGGAUAUUCAGUAUUACAAGUAAUUGAUAUGUUUAGUCAGGUUAGUGGACAAAAAGUAAAAUACACUAUUGUUGAACGUCGAUCUGGUGAUUGUGCUUCUUCUUAUUGUGAUGCAUCGCUUGCAAAAUCAUAUCUUGGAUGGGAAGCUAAGAAAACUUUAAAGGAAAUGUGUGAAGAUACAUGGAGAUGGCAAUCAUCAUAUCCUCAAGGUUUUUCUACUAAGAAAUAACUGUACUAAAGUUACUUUGAAAUUAUAAACAAAUUAUUAUUGUUGUUGUUUUAUUAUAAUUAUUAUUAUUUAUAAAACGUUUUU
Molecule: messenger RNA, 1575 nt
Organism: Melanaphis sacchari
Lineage: Eukaryota; Metazoa; Arthropoda; Insecta; Hemiptera; Aphididae
Gene: Gale
Product: UDP-glucose 4-epimerase
Exons: 7
Coding region: 421-1491 (356 amino acids)
Biological process (GO): beta-D-galactose catabolic process via UDP-galactose, Leloir pathway
Cellular component (GO): cytosol
Molecular function (GO): UDP-glucose 4-epimerase activity
Source: RefSeq, a predicted model, not a curated record